UCGGCGCCUGCGUACAUGGUGCUUCCGGCGGGCCGCAGGGCUGCGGGAACCUCCGAGUGUUGAGCACUGGGCUCCAGCCAUGGCUUCUUUGCAAGCCAAGGAUGCCUAUCUGCAGGACUUGGCCAAGAAGAUCUGCGCACAGCCUGGCCCCGAGCGGCAGAGGAGCGAGUGGGCUGUCAAAACAAAACGCUUGGAAGCUGCCGAGCUCCCCAAAAAGAAGAGGAAGAAAGCACAAAAGAAAUCUCAGGAACAGAAAGCUACAGAGCACAAGACUAAGCCCCUAGUGAAGACGGCUCCUCCCUCUUCUAGGGCCAAGAAACCAAUGGAAUCUAAACAAGAGAAGAACUCCAGCUCCCUGGAGUCCCCUGAAGAUAGCCAAGUCACAGCACCUGAUUCUGUCUUUGCACUGGAUUUCCUGCGACAGCGGCUUCAUGAGAAGAUCCAACUGGCCCGGGGCCAGGGCAGCACCAAGGAGCUGUCUGCUGCCACGCUAGAGAAAAGACAGCGGAGGAAGCAGGAGAGGGAACGGAAGAAGAGGAAGCGGAAGGAGCUUCGAGCAAAGGAGAAGGCUGCAAAGACUGAGAAAAAAGAGGAGCCAGCUGAGGCACCUCCAGAAGUGCCCUGCAAGGAGCCGCAGGCAUCAGGACUGAUGUUUAAUAAGGUGGAAGUGACUGAAGAGGAGCCGGCCAGCAAGGCCCAGCGUAGGAAGGAGAAGCGGCAGAAGGUGAAAGGGAACCUGACACCCCUGACAGGCAGGAAUUACAGGCAGUUGCUGGAGCGUCUACAGGCGCGGCAGGACCGGCUGGAGGAGCUUCGAGAUCAGGGCAAGGCCCAGGAGCUGGAGGCGAAGAUGAAGUGGACCAACUUGCUGUACAAGGCGGAGGGUGUGAAGAUCCGUGACAACGAGCGCCUGCUGCAGGAAGCCCUGAAGCGCAAGGAGAAGCGAAAGGCACAGCGGCAGCGCCGGUGGGAGAAGCGCUCGGAGCAUGUGGUGGAGAAGAUGCAGCAGCGCCAGGACAAGCGGCGCCAGAACCUGCGCAAGAAGAAGGCGGCCCGGGCUGAGAGGCGGCUGCAGAAGGCCCGCAAGAAGGGCCUGGGGCUCCAGCAGGACCUGGAGCGUGCGGGCCUCUCCUGAGCAGCUUGUACCUGCCACAUUUCUGCCCGGGCACCUCGGUGACAGACUGGGUCUCCUAUGUGAGAUCGGCACGUUCUUGCACCACAGAGCCAUAGUGUGUGCCAAGAGGAUGUUUUGGCAUCAUCCUUAAGUUGGGCAGUGUCCUCCAGUCCCUGGGAGGGAGGGAGGGGAUCUGUGCCCAAGUUUUCUUGUGAGGUAGGGGUGUGUCUGUGCGUGUGUGUGUGUGUCUGUGCGUGUGUCUGUGUGUGUGUGUCUGUGUGUG
This is a messenger RNA of Cricetulus griseus (Chinese hamster), 1397 nucleotides long. The record is from RefSeq and is a predicted model, not a curated record. Lineage: Eukaryota; Metazoa; Chordata; Mammalia; Rodentia; Cricetidae.